Aspergillus homomorphus CBS 101889 is the source of this 3261-nucleotide messenger RNA. Its product is annotated as DNA-directed DNA polymerase POL5. Bases 154 to 3198 code for a protein of 1014 amino acids. The record is from RefSeq and is a predicted model, not a curated record. The transcript is spliced from 4 exons. Gene Ontology annotation, molecular function: transcription factor binding; rDNA binding. NCBI's taxonomy places the organism in Eukaryota, Fungi, Ascomycota, Eurotiomycetes, Eurotiales, Aspergillaceae. Gene Ontology annotation, biological process: regulation of DNA-templated transcription. Gene Ontology annotation, cellular component: nucleolus.
UGUAGGUUUUGGCGUGUUUCUUUCAGAUUCACAUAUUUUUCUCUCGGCAGUCCUCACUCUUAACAUACUUGUUCUGCCUUAAUUGAGAAAACACAAAAGAAGGGGAAGUGAAUCCAUUGUAAGAACCACUAUCACCUCACACAUCAAUCAGUCAUGGCGCCCCCAAACGCGGCCAGCGCCACGACGGCACCGACCAAAAAACGGCGGCGCGAGGCCUUCAACGUGGACAUCAAGCAGGUCGAGAUCUACGAGGACCUAGCCAACGAGAAGGACGAGAUCCGCCUGAAAGCCGCGCAGGCGCUGGUUUCGCAAUUCACGCCGGACAAAUCCCCGACUGAGGAGCAAGUCCGCAAGGCCCUGCAGCGAUUAUUCCGGGGUCUGUGCAGUAGUCGCAAGGCGGCGCGCGUGGGGUUCUCGAUUGCGUUGACGGAGAUCCUUGCGCAGGUUUUUGCUGCUGCUUCCCCCAAAGAGGAAGGGGGGUUAAGUGUGGCGGCUGUGUUGGAUGUUUGGGAGAAUUUGUCGAAUCCUGCGGGUGGUGAAUCGGGGCAGGAACAACGCGACCACUACUUCGGUCGUCUCUUCGGCGCAGAAGCUAUCAUCAAAUCCGGGAUCUUGUUUCGCACGACGCAAUCUGAUGCGGGUCAGUGGACCCGGCUUUUGGAUUUGGUGUUUGAGCUCGCCAAGAAGAAGCCCUGGUUGCGUGAGGAGUGCGGGUGGGUUGUUUAUCGCUGUGUUUUUGAACUUGCUUCUUCUUCUUCGAAGAAGAAUGACAAGAAACAGGAGGCGGUAGAUGCAGUCAGCUUCGUCGAGACGGCGCUGGAGCGCCUGUGCGCCCACGACCUGGCCAAGACCCCCGAGGGCAUCUCCGUCUGGCUCGCUGCCCGCGAUCUCUUCCCCUCCGCUAAAGUGCCCGCCAAGGUGUGGAAGCAUGAUGAUCCGUUGGAUGCGCGCGAGCGGAAUUCCUUGGCCAAGGUUAUGAAGGAUUCGUCGGAUUCGUCUUCGGGUUCCGGCGCGGCGGUGGAGGCGACCGGUGCUAAUGCGAAGUCUUCUGGUGUGUGGAGCUCCAAGCUGCACUUUGCUUGGGAUGUGGUUUUGGGUCGUUUGGCGGAGGCGGAGACCGCCGCGAAGAAGUCCAGGCUUGGGUUUGCAGAGUUUUGGACGGAGGUUGUUGAUAAUGGUCUGUUUGCGGCGGCUUCGUCCGAGGAGCGCAAGUACUGGGGUUUCUCGCUGUUUGUCAAGGUGGUUUCUGAGAGCCCGCUGCCUGUGGCCUCCCAGGUGUUCACCAAGAACCUGGUCCGCUGCUUGAUGAACCAGCUGGCCGUCGAGGACCGGUACCUGCAUCGCAUGGCCGUCAAGGCCGCCAAGGCGAUCCAGACCCGCGUGUCCAAGGAGCCUGCGUUCGCCGCGGCCGCGGUGCGUGGCCUGAUGGGCCCGUCCGGCUCGGUCACCUUCGACCAGGCUACCAAGACCAAGACGGUGGAGAAGAUCGUCGUCGAGGCCAACCCUGAGGCGCUGCAGGAGAUCGUCCCCCUUCUUGAGGCGCUUGUGGCAUCUCCCGGCACGAAGGACAGCAAGGCCGCGGCCGCGAACCGCCAGUUCCUGACUAACCUGCUUCUUGCCAUCGUGCGCGCCCGCGCGUCGGCCAGCACCGAAGAAGACCAGGAAGCCGCCCAGGGCAUCCUCGAGCAGAUCCUCUCCAUCUUCGUGCGGUUCGCCUAUUUCAAGAGCGAUGCGGCCACCCCGGCUUUCACUGAGCAGACCCAGGAGCUCUUCCGCGGCCGCAUCAACUCUUCCAUCAACAGUCUCAUCGUGUCCUCUAAGUUCGCUACCGUCCCCUACGCCGUGGUCCGCAAGAUCCGGGACCUGGCCAAGUCCGAGGAAGCCGGAAAGUUCAUCAUCAAUAUGGACGAGACCAUCAAUGGAGCCGUCAAGAAUGCAUUCAAGUCCCUCAAGAAGUUGGCGAGCAUGGAAAAGAAGGACAACACGGCUAGCGCCAAUGCCUUCCGUCUGCUCUAUUCGUUGACCAUUCUCCAGGUUUACAACGGUGACGCGGAUGCGGCGUCUAUGCUGGAAGAACUGGAUUUCUGCUACACGCGGAUCUUCGGUGACAAGAAGAAAGACAAGAAGAAGAAGUCUAAGAAGGAUGACAGCGAUGACGAGGAGGAAGAAACGGACGCGUCGGAUGCGCUGGUGGAGAUUCUGCUGAGCUUCGCGUCCAAGCAAUCCCAGCUGUUCCGCCGCAUGAGCGAGCAGGUCUUCGGGGCGUUCGCGGAGAGCAUCACCGAGAACGGGCUGGAUUCGUUGACCUCCGUCUUGGAGGCAAAGGAGAGUCUGGCUGGGCAGCAGGAGAUGUUCGACCAGCAGGAUGAGGAGGGGGAUGCGGAUAUGAUGGAUGUUGACGAUGAUGACGAAGAGGACAGUGAUGUCGAGGUUGUUGAGGCGAAUGGCUCGGAUGACGAGUCCGACGAUGACAACGAGUCGCCCUCCGAUGACGACGAGGACGCCGGCAACGACGACGAAGAGGCCAUUUUCGAGGCCAAGCUGGCGGCGGCGUUGGGCACGCACCGCGCAGACGCGGACAUGGACGAGGCGGAAGCCGACUCGGACGCGGACAUGAACGACGACGAGAUGGAGGAGCUGGACGAGCAGCUGGUCAAGGUGUUCCGGGCGCGGCGCGACGCGCUGGGCCAGAAGCAGGACAAGAAGGACGCCCGCGAAAACAUGGUCAACUUCAAGAACCGCGUGCUCGACCUGCUGGAGAUCUACGUCAAGAAGUGCCACUCUAAGCCACUGGCGCUGGACCUGCUGCUGCCGCUGCUGCGCCUCACCCGCAAGACGAGCGUCAAGCAGAUCUCCGGCAAGGCCGCCAAGGUGCUCCGCGAGUACACCAAGCAGUGCAAGGGCGCCACCGGCCUCCCCGCCAUCGAGGACCCCGAACCCGUCUGGGAGCUGCUGAAGUCCAUUCACACCGAGGCCACGCACAGCGGACCCCCCAUGCAUACGACGUCGUGUAGCCAGGCCAGUCUUUUGGUGGUCAAGGUGCUGGUCGCGCACGACAAGGCCAAUGUCGCCCGCGCGGUCGAUGUGUACGGCGAGACGCGCAAGGCGCAGCUGCUUAGUCGCAAGUGCCAUGUCCAGCCUUUGUUCUUUACCGAUUGGAGCAACUGGUGCUUGUCGUUCAGCAAGCAGAAGAACUGAGCUGCAGUAUAUGUACAUAGACGGGCGUUGUGACUGCCUUGCAGUGGUCUUUCUUUAGAUAUC